AAACAGUCCUUUUUUGGGAGCGAAGAGCAACUAAUUCGCUUGACAUUUCUGCCGUUUUAAAGCUCUGUGUUUUAGCAAAGCUAGUAAGCUCUAUGGGGUUAUUUAGACGGAGCACUGUCCCAGUUUCCGCGCUAAGGUGCUGUGUCGAUGGAGCGGUACUGUGGGAGCAUUACACCAAAAGUCUGUUGGGUUUGACAGUGAAACUCCAAACCUGCACUCUGGGGAAAACAGACUACAGUGGAGCCCUGGUGGGAGAGACAUGUUAAAUGAAUGAGGCUGGAGCGGCAAGUAUGCUGGUCAUCCUCAUUGAUGCUUAGAGAAGGUGAGGAGGUAUGGCCCUUCAAGCAUCCCCAUUCCCUAAUGGAUUUGUUGCAGGCCUUCAUUCUGUGGGUUGGGCACUUAUUCUGCCAUGUUUCUGGUUCCUGGACCGCCUCAUCGCUGUGUGCAUAUCCACCACCCUGGAGCAAAGCCAGCGAAUGGAGCAGGAAUGCUACCUCCACCCACUCAAGGUCUUCUUUGGCGCAAUCAUGUUCUUCAUUCUUUUUCUGGCUGCCACCCCUCUGGCAUUACUGGGGUUCCUGCUGUGGGCACCACUUCAGGCCUGUCGCAGACCCUUCUCCUACCAUCGAGAGCCUCCGCCUUCACUGGAGAGAGAAACAAACCAGGGCUUUGAGAUGGCAGGAAAGGCUGCAUUUGGCUUUGCUACUGCAAACCUGUGCCUGUUGCCUGACAGCCUAGCUCGCUUCAACAACCUUGGGCACACCCAGCAUCGGGCAAUUGCCAUUGGCCAGCGUAUUGUGCACGGUGUAAACCGACCACAUAUUCGUAUUUUUGUUGACUCCCCUAGCAGCUGUGGCACUGUCAGCCCCUCUAACAGCUUUCUCCCCAGAUCAAACUCAUCAAUAUAUGGGGCCACUGAGAGGCAGGGCCAGCCACCAGCAGAUGAGGACUCAGAUGAGCGACAAGUUCCAAUCCGCAAGUUCAGUAGUCAGGUGCUUUCUACACCUUGUGAUGAUACAGAAGAACCCUCGACUCAGCCACCUGUCCCCCUAAUCAACACCAAUCAAAACUCCAACCAGCGGGGCCGAGCAAGUCACCGGCGUGCCCCCAGGGCUUUACUCUCCCAUGGUCUGGGCCAGCGGGAUGAUGUCCCCUGGGAAGUGUCACCCCUGUUUCCAGCCAAUGUUGACAUUCUGUGCCUGGAGGAGGUGUUCGAUAAGAGGGCGGCACAGAAGCUCAUAGAUGUCCUAAAACCUCUCUUUGGACACAUACUUUAUGACGUAGGUGUGUAUGCCUGCCAGCCACCAUGCUGCUGUUCCUCUUUCAAGUUCUUCAACAGUGGCCUGUUCCUUGCCAGUCGUUUCCCCGUGCUGGAGGCCCAAUAUCACUGCUUUCCCAACAGCCGCGGGGAAGACGCACUGGCUGCCAAGGGCCUGCUUUCUGCUAAGAUGCUAAUUGGGCAGAAUAAGAAAAAGAGGAAGGUGGUUGGCUUCUUUAACUGUACACACCUUCAUGCACCAGAGGGUGAAGGGGAAAUUCGCUGUGAGCAGCUGAACAUGGUAACAAAGUGGAUCGAUGACUUUCAGGCUGCAAACAGACAAUCUGAUGAAGAUGUAGUUUUUGAUGUGCUCUGUGGAGAUUUCAACUUUGACAACUGUUCACCUGAUGACAGCUUAGAACAGAAGCACAGUUUGUUUGAAGACUACAUAGACCCGUGCAGGGCAGGGCCGGGACAAGAGAAGCCCUGGGUGAUUGGAACUCUCUUGGAGCAGCCAACCUUGUAUGAAGAGGAAGUAAUAACCCCAGAAAAUCUACAAAGGACUCUGGAGAGAGAGGUGAUGAGAAAGCACUUUAUCUCUCCUCCUGUGGCUGUACCUGACUGUCCCCUUGUUUACCCGGAGCCUGGUCAGCCCUGGGUCGGACGCCGGAUCGACUAUGUCCUGUACCGUGAGAGCACCAUUGCAAAGCAUUGCCGAACAGAAAUUGAAGAGUUUACUUUUAUUACCCAGCUGGCUGGACUUACAGACCAUAUUCCUGUGGGCUUGAGACUGAAUGUGAUGAUGGACUCAGAGUGUGCUGAUGACUGAGGACUUACGUGAACGAGGCAUCGCAUUGAGACAAAGGGACCAAAAUGUACAAAAAUGUACAUUGCUCCACUCUAUACAGACACAGCAGUGUUUUGUCGCCAUACUUGAAUUUGCAACUACAAGUGACAAUGUACUGACCAAUGAAACUGCCUCAGGUGGGUUAAACUGACCUCACAGACUGCUUGGGAUUCAAAACAGUAGUGAUUUACUGACGCUUCAGAAACCAAUUUCAACCUGAGUAAUGACUAAGAGUUUUAUAUGACACCCCUGUUCAGAACAGGGUUAUUGAUAUUGUAUUUUUUAUGGCAUUUCUCUUUCCAGUUUUCCCUGUGAAAAUAAAUGGAAUGAAAGAAUUUUA
This is a messenger RNA of Myripristis murdjan (pinecone soldierfish), 2445 nucleotides long. It is a transcript of the gene smpd5, whose product is annotated as sphingomyelin phosphodiesterase 5. Gene Ontology annotation, cellular component: extracellular region; cytoplasm. The coding region runs from base 333 to 2087 and encodes 584 amino acids. NCBI's taxonomy places the organism in Eukaryota, Metazoa, Chordata, Actinopteri, Holocentriformes, Holocentridae. The transcript is spliced from 9 exons. The record is from RefSeq and is a predicted model, not a curated record. Gene Ontology annotation, molecular function: sphingomyelin phosphodiesterase activity. Gene Ontology annotation, biological process: sphingomyelin metabolic process.